Messenger RNA from Dermacentor silvarum, 3369 nucleotides. RefSeq lists its product as uncharacterized. Gene Ontology annotation, molecular function: nucleic acid binding. The coding region runs from base 399 to 3302 and encodes 967 amino acids. The transcript has a single exon. Lineage: Eukaryota; Metazoa; Arthropoda; Arachnida; Ixodida; Ixodidae. The record is from RefSeq and is a predicted model, not a curated record.
CCGAACACGUAUUCUUAGAAAUAUUACCUCGACCCUCGCGCAAACGUCGCACUAGUCUGUUUGUGCUUAAUGUUUACAGCCCUCCCCGGGCCCAUAAAGACAUUUUCGGGCCCCUUUUCCUCAAAGCCCAGCAGCUAGCGCAAGGGCGGCCUCUCCUCAUCAUCGGUGACUUCAACGCGCAUCACCGCGCUUGGGGCUACCACUACGACUCGGCCAAAGGCUGACGCCUCUGGAAUGACUGGAAUACGCACCAGCUCACCCUCAUCACAGACGUCUCCUACCCCACUAGACUCGGUUCGGGCCUACACCGAGAUACAACACCGGAUCUCGCCUUUACGAGCUCCGGAGUCAAAGCUACUUGGUGUCACACUCACGAAAAUUUUGGAAGUGAUCACUUCAUGCUCGAGAUCGUGAUACAAGAGCCCACGAGGCAACGUAUGCGGCCGACUCAGGUGAUUGACUGGGACUCCUUUCGCACGCACAGGAAAGAGCAGGCCACACCUCCCGUCAUUACCGACAUCAAAGCAUGGACAGCCGAAAUCGUCAAACACGUGACUGACGCCACGCAAACCGUCGAGGUUGAGGACACAGUCCCACACUGCGACCGUUACUACGCCCAUCUCUGGGAGCGCAAGAAGUCGCUCGAAGCUCUUCUCGCCACUCGAAAAUGGGACCGCGAUAUCCGCCGUCGGCUGGCGCGCGCCCACACGAACAUUGAGAACUAUGCAAUAGAACUCACCCGCCAAAGCUGGCACAACAUUUGUGACCAGAUGAACAAGACUCCGAACGCUCGUAACACGUGGAACCUGCUCCGACAUCUAAUGGACCCGGCCGGAGGUGAUCUCCGAGCACGCCAACAGCUUGAGCGAAUCUUCCAUCAGUAUCCUGGGACACCAGAUGAGCUCAAACAAGAGCUCAUUAACACCUACAUCCGCCCCGAACCGGCAACCACCCUUCCCCCCUAUCAGGGCUCGGCCAACCCUGGCCUAGACGCCCCGAUCUCUUUAGCGGAGGUCCGUGCAGAACUCAAUCGCCUCAAGACCAAUUCUGCGGCCGGCCCCGACCGCAUUUCUAACACGAUGCCUAGGAAUCUAGAUGACGCCUCUAUUCACGCCCUCACCGACUACCUUCAAGAGUGUUGGGCGAGCGGUACCAUCCCGCAGGAAUGGAAGUGCGCCAAGCUAGUCUUCAUCCCCAAGCCGGGAAAACCACCCACCUUGGCCAACCUCCGUCCCAUCUCUAUCACGUCCUGCGUUGGGAAAUUAAUGGAACACGUUAUCCAGUCCAGACUUCUUCGCUACCUAGAAGACAACCACCUCCUACAAGACACGAUGUUCGGUUUCCGUCCUCACUUAGCAGGCCCCGACAUAAUGCUUCUUCUCCAUCACCAGGUAGUCAUGCGUCGCACACUAGACACGAAAGUCAUCGUCGGCCUCGAUGUUGCCAAGGCCUUCGACAAUAUCCUCCAUGAAGCGAUUCUUCAACAACUCCAGACUCUCGGCGUCGGACAUCGCACGUAUGCAUACGUCCGAGACUUCCUGACCGACCGCAAGAUACAACUCAGCGUCGGCACGGGACAUCCCUCCAUCAUCUCUCCUGGCAACCGCGGCACGCCGCAAGGCUCAGUACUCUCGCCGCUGCUUUUCAACGUUGCACUGAUAGGCCUGCCCAAGCUUCUGGCUGACAUUCCCCAGCUACACCACAGCGUUUAUGCUGACGAUCUUACUCUUUGGAUCACACACGGCAGUGACGGCGCGAUCGAAGAGACUCUCCAGACCGCCAUCGAUCGGGUCGGAGGCUAUCUGGAUACAGUUGGCCUCAGCUGCUCGGCGACUAAGUCAGAGUAUAUAAUCAUCCCGUCCCCAGGACGACGCCCACCAAAAAUACUUCCCGAGAUCAACCUCCAGGUGCAAGGAAACCCCAUCCCUCGUACAGAUCACAUCAGGAUUCUGGGCCUACACCUACAGGCAAACGGCAGCAACAAUAUAUCGCUCCAACGCAUCGACCAGUCGGUGCUACAGAUCGGACGUCUUCACAAGCGAGUCUCCAACAAGCACCGAGGUAUGCGAGAGUGCAACCUCCUGCGCCUCGUCCAAGCCUUCAUCUGCUCCCGCAUCACCUACUCCGCACCUUACUUACGUCUCAUCCGCGCCGAAAGCGAACGGCUAGAGGCGUCACUUCGAAAAGCAUACAAGACGGCCCUGGGUAUUCCCAUGUCAACAGCUACUCACAAGCUUAUGGCUCUCGGCAUCUCCAACACCGUGAGCGAACUGAUCGAAGCUACCCUCACCGCCCAAUACGAGCGGUUGUCACUCACACACGCUGGCCGCGCGGUACUGCAGCAAGUUGGGAUCUCACCAACGAGGGCGGCCCCCAAUUAUAUUGACCUUACACCGGAAUAUCGUCAAAAUCUCCGAAUACCUCUCAUUCCCAAACGGAUGCAUCCGGAACACCACGGCGAGAGACGGGCCGAUCGUGCACGACAGUUCGAGAAACGCUUCAGCGGACGUCCAGAUGUCACGUAUACGGACGCCUCUUACCACCCCUCGAAACCAGCGAUGGUGGCGGCAGCCCUCGCCCCGCACCGCAGCUGGUACACAGCCUGCAGCAUUCGCAACGCAGAAACAGUCACCGCAGCAGAGGAGGUUGCCAUUGCGCUUGCGCUAGCUGAUCCUAUUACCAAAGUCGUCAUAAGUGAUUCUCAACAGGCGAUCCGCAACUACGAUGCCGGCCGUAUCUCUCGCCCGGCAUCACACAUUCUGCAUUCUACUCCCCCCUCCUCCACAUCCCGCUUACUCCUGUGGGCUCCAGCCCAUGAAUCGUUCAGGGGAAACGUCCAGGUGCAUAAACUUUCUCGAGAUCUUAGCUGCCGAGCCGAGCGUAGGAUCCACCGCCCCGAAUCCCCUGACACCACUAUCUCGCACGAUUCUCUACUCACCACUUACACGGACAUCCUCCAGUACUACCGACUCGGGAGAUGCAUAUAUCCUCCCGCACACCGUGAUCUAACAAGGCGCGAGGCCGUCCAAUGGCACAAACUACAAACAGGCAGCUUCCCACACCCCCUUUUAUACAGUAAAAUCUUUCCGCAACAAAUAACGCCUCGGUGCAAACACUGCUCAGCUCCGGCCACUCUCAUACACAUGGCGUGGACUUGUACGCAUUACAACACAGACAAAACAAACACCCCAGAGUCGUGGGAGUCCCUCCUGCGUAGCUCCGAGCCAGCAGACCAACGUCGGCUCAUCCAGCGUGCGGUGGAGGCCGCGGAAUCCCAAGGGAUCCCCGCCGACCUCCUCUAAGCCAGCGCAACCGGUCCUUGGACUGGUCCCCUCUUUUUGGGCGAAAUAAAGAAUUCACCACCACCAC